This is a messenger RNA of Melopsittacus undulatus (budgerigar), 1212 nucleotides long. RefSeq names its product somatostatin receptor 2 (gene SSTR2). Gene Ontology annotation, molecular function: somatostatin receptor activity; neuropeptide binding. Gene Ontology annotation, biological process: neuropeptide signaling pathway; cellular response to estradiol stimulus; cellular response to glucocorticoid stimulus. Bases 22 to 1137 code for a protein of 371 amino acids. Gene Ontology annotation, cellular component: plasma membrane; neuron projection. Lineage: Eukaryota; Metazoa; Chordata; Aves; Psittaciformes; Psittaculidae. The record is from RefSeq and is a predicted model, not a curated record. The transcript has a single exon.
CACCCAGGGACCAGCAGAGCCAUGGAGCUGGAAUACGAGCUGCCCAAUGCCACCGCGUUCUGGUUCUCCCCAUCUUCCCCUUUUGACAACUUCUCUGUGGAGGCUCCCACCAAUGCAUCACAGAAUGCCACAGGCCACCACUUCGACCUGACCAGCAACGCCAUCCUCACCUUCAUCUACUUCGUGGUCUGCAUCAUUGGGCUGUGCGGCAACACACUGGUGAUAUAUGUCAUCCUUCGGUAUGCCAAGAUGAAGACCAUCACCAACAUCUACAUCCUCAACCUGGCCAUCGCGGAUGAGCUGUUCAUGCUCGGGCUGCCCUUCCUGGCCAUGCAGGUGGCCCUGGUGCACUGGCCCUUUGGCAAAGCCCUCUGCAGAAUUGUCAUGACAGUGGAUGGGAUCAACCAGUUCACCAGCAUCUUCUGCUUGACGGUGAUGAGCAUUGACCGGUACCUGGCUGUCGUCCAUCCCAUUAAAUCUGCCAAGUGGAGGCGGCCCAGGACAGCCAAAAUGAUCAACAUGGCCGUUUGGGGCAUCUCCCUCUUGGUGAUCAUGCCCAUCAUGAUUUACGCUGGGGUGCAGCAUAACCACGGCAGGAGUAGCUGCACCAUCAUCUGGCCAGGAGAGUCGGGUGCCUGGUACACAGGCUUCAUCAUCUAUGCCUUCAUCCUGGGCUUCCUGGUGCCUCUCACCAUUAUCUGCCUUUGCUACUUGUUCAUCAUUAUCAAAGUCAAGUCCUCGGGCAUCAGAGUGGGCUCCUCCAAGAGGAAGAAGUCCGAGAAGAAGGUGACCAGGAUGGUGUCCAUCGUGGUCGCUGUCUUCAUCUUCUGCUGGCUCCCCUUCUACAUCUUCAAUGUCUCCUCUGUCUCUGUGCUCAUCGUGCCCACGCCUGUCCUCAAGGGCAUGUUUGACUUCGUGGUGGUCCUCAGCUAUGCCAACAGCUGUGCCAACCCCAUCCUUUAUGCCUUCUUGUCUGACAACUUCAAGAAGAGCUUCCAGAACGUCCUGUGCCUGGUGAAGGUGGGUGGCAUGGACGAGGCGGACAGGAGCGACAGCAAACAGGACAAAUCCAGGCUCAAUGAGACCACGGAAACACAGAGGACCCUGCUCAACGGUGACCUGCAGACGAGCAUCUGAGGGGACAGCAGUGCUCCUUCCUUCGCUCUGCUGCACCAGGGUGGUGGCACCCACGGGGUCAGGGCAGCAGCACCG